Messenger RNA from Telopea speciosissima, 1592 nucleotides. RefSeq names its product probable trehalose-phosphate phosphatase 6. Gene Ontology annotation, molecular function: trehalose-phosphatase activity. The coding region runs from base 161 to 1270 and encodes 369 amino acids. Gene Ontology annotation, biological process: trehalose biosynthetic process. The transcript has 10 exons. Lineage: Eukaryota; Viridiplantae; Streptophyta; Magnoliopsida; Proteales; Proteaceae. The record is from RefSeq and is a predicted model, not a curated record.
AAACACCGGUACAGCUCAAGAUCCUUAGUGGGUUCUUUUUGUGAUUCAUUUUGGGUUUCUAACGAGUAGCAGAGAAUCUACUGCUGACUCUGUUUCUUUUGGUUUUACUAAAUUUGCAAAUUCGGGCUCUCUUUUAGUGCAUUUCAGUGACAAAGCAAAGAUGACGAAGCAGAAUGUGGUCAUUUCCGAUGCAAACUCUGCAAUUAACAUGGCGAUUACGUUGCCUGUGUCCAACUCGUCUCUGUCCCUGUUUUCAUCUGCGGGACAGAAGCCACUCAAUCCAAAGAAGAAAUUUGUUCCAAAACUUGAAAUAGCCACUGGACCCAAAAUCAAUGCUUGGGUUGAUUCAAUGAACGCUUCUUCUCCCACUCAUAUCAAGUCCACUGCUUCUCUUUCUGCUAACGAAGAACAUGGUUCUUGGAUGGUUCAUCAUCCAUCGGCUUUGAAUAUGUUCGAGGAAAUUACUAGUGCUUCAAAGGGGAAGCAAAUCGUGAUGUUUCUUGACUACGAUGGUACCCUUUCACCGAUCGUAGAGGACCCUGAUCGAGCUUUCAUGUCUGAUGCGAUGAGGGCAGCUGUUAGAAACGCCGCUAGAUAUUUUCCCACUGCGAUCGUGAGUGGAAGAUGCAGAGACAAGGUGUAUAACUUUGUAAAAUUAGCAGAGCUGUACUAUGCUGGUAGCCAUGGGAUGGAUAUUAGAGGACCAGCCAAAGGUCGCAAGUACAAGAAAGCUAAACAACCUGUUCUUUUCCAACCUGCAAGUGAAUUUUUACCCAUGAUUGAAGAGGUUAACAAAGUAUUAGUGGAGAAAACAAAAUCGAUACCAGGAGCAAGAGUUGAGAACAACAAGUUCUGUGUAUCAGUCCACUUUCGAUGUGUUGACGAAAAGAACUGGAGUGCAGUUGCAGAAAUAGUUUGGUCAGUGCUCAAAGACUACCCAAAGCUUCGACUGAGUCAAGGAAGGAAGGUGCUAGAGAUCCGUCCUACCAUUAAGUGGGACAAGGGGAAGGCACUUGAAUUUUUAUUAGAGUCACUUGGAUUUGCUAAUUGCAAAGAUGUUUUGCCAGUUUACAUUGGUGAUGAUAAAACAGAUGAAGAUGCAUUCAAGGUAUUGAGAGAUAGAGGACAAGGGUUUGGCAUUCUUGUCUCUAAAAUUCCAAAGGACACAAAUGCCUCUUAUUCUCUUGGAGAGCCCUCUGAGGUUAUGGACUUUUUGCUCCGUUUGGUAGAGUGGAAAAAACACUCAAGAGGGAGAAACUCAAAGGUGUAAAUAAAUACGAGAAGAACAUUUUCCUACCCAAGAGAAAAAUUUCCCCGGGUGGAAUGAAGAGUAGAUGAGGACGAGUAGAUAAUAUGUAAUUUCUUUGUUUAGAGAAAAGAAAAGGGAGAAAAAAAAAAAACAAAAAAAAAAAAAGAAGAAGAAAUAGGAAUUUUUUUUUUUUUUUUUCUUCUUCUAGGCUUGAAGGCAUUGUAAGUCUUGUAAGUACUUCUAUGUACAAGGAAGAUGAAGAUGUAAAUUUUGAAAUCUUUCUCUCUUCUUGUGGAUCCAUUUUUUCUUAAAAUAAAUUAAUGUUGGAAUUCAACUUCUGCAA